Molecule: messenger RNA, 3953 nt
Organism: Microbotryum saponariae
Lineage: Eukaryota; Fungi; Basidiomycota; Microbotryomycetes; Microbotryales; Microbotryaceae
Source: the annotation of a GenBank genome assembly
AUGCUUCCGCCCAGCUACCUCCAGUUCGCCGCCGCCGCUCUCAUGAUUCAUUGGCCAUCCAGAGCAUCGCCCAUGCAUGACGUCCGUCGUUUGCAACCUGGAUCUCGUCGCUGCGGAUCGCCUCGCUCAUCAACACUUGACCUUGUGGAUAAGUUUCCCUUCGUGCCGUCGUCCAACACGACACCUCUCGACGCCCUGAUGGCCCGCUUGGAGUCUGGUCCUUGAAGCUUUGCAUUGUGUGCCUGCCCAGUUAGAUUCUCUGUGCGCUCCCUUGCUAGAACCUCGCCCGACUCGCGCGCUCCCGCGCCUCUUUCCCUUUUCUCUAUCGUUUCAUCUCAUCAUUCAGACUGCUGAGAUUCGCUAGAGAACAGGUCCGUUGCAAUCGCAUCAUCGUUUCAUCUCAUCAUUCAGACUGCUGAGAUUCGCUAGAGAACAGAUCGCUCGGCUGCGCCGCGGCUGCCUCUCCAGGCCGCGUCUUCACCGCCUCGCGACUUCUCGACCGGGGAGCACUUUGCUACGUCGUCCUGCCUCGCAACCUCCCGAAACGAUCCGGUCCGUGCCGCCUCACGAUUCUCCAGCGACCCCCACGGUCCCAACUUAACAUAAAGGAGGCUCAGUGGCUGCGCAUUCGUGCGCAUGUGCCGUCAGUCGACUCGAGGGAAGGUCAAUCGGCAAGCAUUUGCACGCGCCUCAACCGCCAGAGUCGCCAGACGAGCAUUGUCUCGCUGGAGGAUGUGGAUGGCACCGAGACCGUUGACAUGCAGGAGGUGCUGGGUAUUGCUUCACGGCACGCGCAGUCGCUCUUCACGCCGGACCCAGCUCGUGGCGACCCGACGAACGCACGCCGGUCCCUGCUCGACCCUAUUCGCGCAGCGAAAUGCUACGAUGACGACCGCUCGGACCCUACGUUCGGUCGUCGGCUGCCUUGUCAAGCGAGAGUGGCGCUUGACGAGCCCUUCACCCUCCUCGAGGUUGAAGCGGCGUUGAAGAAGACGGAUUCAGGGCGAUCACCGGGGCCCUCGGGCAUUCCGUACGAGCUCUUCAAGGCGCUGCCAACCUACUUUGCUCCCAAGCUGUUGGACUUGUUCAACUCGAUUUGGGAGGGCGGCAAAAUGACGGCGUCCUUGGCAGAGGGGCUGGUGCGGCUCUUGCCCAAGAAUAAACCGGGGGCAUACCGACCGAUCACAUUGCGCGAGACGACCUACAAGGUCCUCAGCAAGGUCUUGGUGGCGCGACUCAAUGGGGUGCUCGGCGAGCUUUUGCCGCCGGCGCAACACGGUUUCAUGCCAUCAAGACGUUCAGCGGACGCGGGAAGUCAUCUCACUCUCCUUCUCGAAAAACUCAAGUUGCUAGGCACUGAUGUUUUCCCCGAGGGCGCCCUCUUGUCUUUGGAUCAGCAGAGCGCGUACGAUCGGGUCGAUCACGCCUGGAUCUUCGAGGUCUUUGAGGCCUUUGGGUUCGGUGAGCGUUUCAUCUUGCUGCUGCGCGCUCUCUACGAUCCCGAGACUCUGGGGGUGCGCUACCUUGUCAAUGGGUUCCCCACGGACUUGGUGCGGUUGCUGUGUGGUCUCGGUCAGGGGGAUCCCCUCUCGUGCCCGGUUUGGAACAUCAUGUUCCAGCCCUUCCUCGACGCCCUCGUUCGGCGCGGGAUCGCGCUCGACCUGCAGAAGGUGUGGCCAGGGGGGCCGCGUGCGCAGCUUACGCAUCUGGCGUUUGCCGACGAUGCUGUGGUGGUGGUGGAGUCACCGGCGGCAUUGUCGAAGCUGCAAACGCUGUCGCAGACGUGGUACGAGGCUACCAACGGGAAGACCAACACGGACAAGACGCUGGUGCUACCACUCGGACCGAACUGGCUUCGGGACGAGACUGCGCAGGCGCUGCCAACGGUGCAGGAGGGGGAGAGCUUCAAGUGGUGCGGCUAUGCCUUCUUUCCCCACGGUGACUCGAAACUGUUGUGGACCCAUGUUCUUGACAGGAUCAAGGCCAAGGCCCGCGCCACUCGAGACCGGACACUUUCGCCGAGUGGGAAGGUUUUCUAUGCCAACGCUCACAUCAUCUCGAUGGUCCUCCACGUGCUGUCCUUCGACAUACCGCCUCAAUGGUUCAUUAAGGCGGCGGAGACGGCACUUACGGACUUUGUCUGGGGAGGAGCAGGGCGAAAUACCGUCGCUCGCGAUUUCGUGUUCCAGGCUCGGGAGGACGGUGGCUUGGGUUUGAUUUCGAUUGGCGACAUCGUUCAUUCGGUGGCGCUUCGAUUUUGGGAUGCUGUGGUGGGCUCGGACGAGGCGAUCUGGGCGCCCCUAGCUCGCGAGAGCUGGAGAUCCCUCGUCACUGCGACCCGCGAUUUCAGUCCGUGGGGGUUCUUCAGCAGCACGGCUCGGGUCGAGAAGCUGUAUCGCGACUCGACGCGCUGGGGGGCAGUCGUUGCAGCGGCCAGGGUCACAGUUCCAACCAUCAAGUCCGAACUCCUUACGCUUCCCGAAUUGCUCUCGCUUCCGCCUCGCCUCCCUUCACUCUAUGCUGAAGGUGCCCAGCACGCAUAUGACGAUGCGGACGCGGUGGCGAAGUUUGCGCAGAUCGCGGACCUGUACUGGAGGGACGAAGGGAAGGGAUGGGCUCUGGUUGGUCAUCGACGCGGGUUCUGGCAGCACUCUAAGGAACCCGCCCUACAGCACGAGCACGUGUGGUCGCGCGUGGGUCAGUUGCUCAAGGCGAAAGCGUUGCUGCCCAAGACCGCGUUGCGACCUGCUCGGAUACCUCUCAAGGAGGCUCCCCGUCCUCGGUGCUUCAACUUCUUUGGGCUCUCCCGACCUUUUACGAUUCGCAAGCUUCGUCGGCUUGUGAACAAGGUGCGGUUCCCAGGGAGGGAGGACCGUGUCAAGCGUUUCCCUGAUGGGACUUCUCAGAGCGAUAGGAAGUGCUUCUGGAGAUGGCUUCAUGACCGGUUCGCGUCUGCUGUCGAGCAGGACACCCACUGGCGGCUCAUGUACGACAUGACGCCGACGCGCAAGAGGCAACAUACUCAGGGUCAUGCCUCUUCGCCGGCGUGUCUGUUCUGUGGCAACGAUGCAGCGGUCAUCGAGACGGUGUCCCAUUACUUUUUCGAGUGCGCGUACUCGACCAGCUUCUGGGGUGGGGUGCUACGCAUUCUGCUUGACAAGCUCGGCAUCGAGGAUACCGACGUUCACUCCGGAGCAGCUGACUAUGGGGCUCCCCCUUUUGCGGGGUCGUGGGAGAACGACCUCGAAAUGGAUGUGGGUUCGGCUGGCCUGCGCGAUCGGCUUCCAGCGGCUGCACCUGCUCCGCUGGCGCGUUCAUCAGCGGUUCGAGCUGGACAACGUCGUGGCCCCUCCCUCGCUUCCCAGUGCGCUCAGAGCGUUCGAGCGAGAUUUUCUCUCUCGAGCGGGUUUUGUGCCUGGGGUUCGAGAUUGGGAGGUGUGAUGACCGAGUUAAGUCCUUCCUUCCCAUUUUCCUCCCUUCCUUUUCGGUCAGAAGCUGACUGUCUUGAAACUUGUUGCGCAGUGGAAGGCUGCGCACCUCUCCCUCUCUCUACUUUGUGCAGUAGCGGUUUUCGUUCUUGGAUGGAUCGGCAAGCCGGGUCGAUCAUCGUUGCGUUGGAGGCUUUGUGAAGUUCUCCCCUCUCUUUCCCCUUUCUCCCUUCCCUUCCUCUUCUCGUUCCUGUUACUCGGUUGUUGACUACGCUUCAGCCACUUCUCCUUUUAUUCCUAAGCCGUGUGUUGGAUUCCGUCAAAUAGAUCGUUCGUUCGCGUUGGUCAAGAUCUACGGCAUGGAUCGGGAAGAAAGGUCGCUCGUUUUUUUGGUCAAUAUCCUUGCGUCAAGGCGAGGCUUGUUUCGUUGUAUUGGAUCGUUUUCGCUCGGCCCCGACGGCUCAACAGCCAGCACUCGAGACUCAGCCAAGGGAGGACAUCAGGCGCUGUCGGGGUGACGAGUAG